Molecule: messenger RNA, 1077 nt
Organism: Gloeophyllum trabeum ATCC 11539
Lineage: Eukaryota; Fungi; Basidiomycota; Agaricomycetes; Gloeophyllales; Gloeophyllaceae
Product: Aldo/keto reductase
Exons: 13
Coding region: 1-1077 (358 amino acids)
Source: RefSeq, a predicted model, not a curated record
AUGCCCGGAGAAUACAAGGAGUUCGACCCGAAGAACAUGCCCUUUCGCAGGCUUGGUUCUAGUGGUCUGCGUGUGCCUGUUUUCUCGCUUGGAGGAUGGUUGACACUUGGGGGCACGGUCAUUGGUGAUCCGGUCAAGGAGAUCAUCAAGGUCGCGUUUGAAAAUGGCAUCAAUAUGUUCGAUACCGCUGAAGGUUAUGCGCAAGGGAAGUCCGAAGAAGAGAUGGGUCGUGUUAUCAAAGAGCUCAAUCUACGACGAAGCGACUUGGUUAUCAGCACCAAGAUCUUCUUCGGUACACGAGAGGGCCCUAACGACAAGGGCCUUUCAAGGAAACAUAUCAUUGAGGGGACGAAGGCAUCUCUUGAGCGACUUGGCCUCGAUUAUGUCGACAUUAUCUUCGCGCAUCGUCCUGAUCCCACAGUGCCAAUGGAGGAGACUGUCCGCGCAUUCAACUAUGUCAUUGACCAAGGCUGGGCGUUCUACUGGGCGACAUCGGAGUGGACUGCUCAGGAAAUUGAAGAAGCACACCAUAUUGCCCAUGUCUAUGGGCUUAUAGCUCCGGUGGCCGAGCAAUGCCAGCACCACAUGCUUCACCGUGAGCGGCCCGAGAAGGAAUAUGAGCCGUUAUACAAGAAGUAUGGCCUGGGAACCACAGUUUUCUCUGCUCUAGCCGGUGGCUUGUUAACUGGCAAGUAUAACAAAGGUAUCCCGCAAGAUUCCCGCCUCGCCAAGCAUUCGGACUUGCCCUUCUUGAAGCAAUUGAUCGACAGUUUCGGGGAAGAGGAGGGCAAACGUAAGCUGCAGGUGGUGCAGCAAUUGAACGACCUGGCGACAAAUGAACUCGGCUGCAGCGUCGCGCAUCUAGCGCUUGCAUGGGUAGCGAAGAAUCCGAAUACCAGCACUGUCAUUCUUGGAGCCUCGAAGCCCGAGCAAGUCCUCGAUAACCUCAAGGCCAUCGAAGUCAUCCCGAAACUCACUCCAGAGGUCAUGGACAAGAUAGAGAAGAUUCUGGGCAACAAGCCCGAGCCAAUUUCGACUUGGGGCCGGCCUCCCUUGGAUAAAUUUGGACGACUCUGA